AUUCUCCUGCAGUUAACCCAGAUCAAAACCUAACCAUGCUACAUGCUACUGCUGUUCUGCCCCAGUGGCAUAUGCUUCCAUCACAAGUCACAGCCGUAACAGUGCGUCUCCCCGCUGACGCUACGCCAUUACAAAGAAGCUUUUCGCGUCGCCAUCAUGCUCGCUUUCACUCGUCCAACUAAAAUGUCCCCAUGCUGUCCCUGUAUCACGCCACCGCUUCUAUUUCCAGCUGCCAUGACGACAAGUCUUCUGCUGCUGCUGUCCCUCUCGGCGACCGUUGCGCUCGCCGUUCCGCAGCAGCAGGAGCUGCAGCUGCAGGACACCGUCCUGCUCGACGACGUCGUGCAGGAGGCCGCCGAGGAGUGGUACCAUGGGCGGCACCGGAGGACGGGCGUCGCGUACCCGCUCUGGCUACCGGGGAGCCUGUCGGGCGUCGACGCCACCGUGGCGCGGUUCCGCGCGGGGAGCCUCCGGAGGUACGGCGUCCGCAGGUUCGGCGAGUUCUCCGUGCCGCCGGGCCUCGCCGUGCGCGGCCACGCCGCCGCGCACCUCCUCGCGGUGCGCGUCAACCUCGGGAACCUCUCCUCGGUGUACGACGAGUACGCGGUGGGCGCCGGGUACCGCCUCGCCUCGCCGGUGCUCGGGCUCAUGUUCUACGGCCUGGCGCGGCGCAACGGCACGGCGGCGCUGGAGAUCGACCUCACGGACGCCGCCAUCCGCGUCAACUUCUCCGUGGCCAUCCCGGCGCUCCAGCCGGGCGCCGCGGCGCUCUGCAUGGCCGUGGGGCUCAACGGCAGCGUCACCGUCACGGACGUGGAGGACGGGACCAACACCUGCCACGCGUCGGACCAGGGCCACUUCGCGCUCGUCGUGGGGGGAGCAGGCGACGGCGACGGCGGUGGCGGCGGCGGGGAGGCGGAUAUCGGGGAGGUCAGCAAGUGGAAGCUGGCGCUGUUCGGCGCGGCGCUGGGCGCGGGCGGCACCGUGCUUCUGGGGAUGGUCGCCGUGGCUGUGGUCAGCAUCCAGCGCCGCAAGUCGGAGAUGGCGGAGAUGGAGCGGCGGGCCUACGAGGAGGAGGCGCUGCGCGUGUCCAUGGUCGGGCACGUGCGCGCGCCGUCGGCGGCCGGUUCGCGCACCACGCCGGACGAGCUCGAGAGCGAGUACUGUGCCACAUUGUGACACGGUGCACACUGGAAACCUCGGAAGGAAAACAAUUGUUAGUAAUUUUAAAUUUCACUUUCUUUAUUAGGAACUUCGAUUAACAUUCUUUAUGUAAUUUUUCCUGCGGUACUUUUGGUUGAAAUAACGAAGGACGUAAACACGGGGUACUAGUUGUACUUACUGAUACGGUCGUAAGUUCUUUGUAUGUAGUUAAACUGUAAACACUGUCACUCGCUGUAUGUCUUUAAUAUGUCCAUUCUUUCA
Sorghum bicolor (sorghum) is the source of this 1425-nucleotide messenger RNA. RefSeq lists its product as uncharacterized. Gene Ontology annotation, cellular component: membrane. The transcript has a single exon. The coding region runs from base 157 to 1179 and encodes 340 amino acids. NCBI's taxonomy places the organism in Eukaryota, Viridiplantae, Streptophyta, Magnoliopsida, Poales, Poaceae. The record is from RefSeq and is a predicted model, not a curated record.